CUUUAACAUCUUUACCGUAAAAGGACUUUUUGACAAUUUUUUAAAAAUGUUUGAUAACAUUGCUUAUUUAGCAUAUUGUUCUAAAAUUUAAAGGGAGGUAAUAGGCACAGUAAGAGUGGCACUAUAUUCUUGGAACGUGGUUUUACAUGUUGGAUAUUCAUUCUUUUUUCUUCAGUACGUUGCUGGUAGUCACGUGGAGUUGGAUGCAGACGUUUUUGUCAUAAAUCGGGAUUGCAGAGCGGAUUCGCAAAAACAAAAGGUUAAAUGUUUCGAGGGGGCGAACCGAAUGGCUCACCAAAAGCAAUGGAAGACAUUUCCCGCUUUGUGUGUUAUACGCUGGAUCAUAUUGGGUAUAGUCAGGAUAUAAUCAGAUUGAGAAGAAACUACUGGCGCAAAUAUACGAGGCUAUUUAACGAAAGUUUCGGUUGCAACUGUAUAACUGCUGGAAGUAAAGCUGAGGGAAUAACUUCAGUUUGUGAAAGUGACAUGGACUGUAUGUUCCUGCCAAAUAACGCCAUAUGCACAGACAGUGUAGAACCGCUUUUACAGUUGCCUGGUAUGACAACUUUCCAAACUGACAGGUCGAAUACCGUUCCCGGUUACACGAAGUUCAAAAUGAUCAAUUACAAUAAGGAAGCAACUCCGUUUGCGAUACAGGAAUCGUUAUUUAGAGAAAACUCCGGAGAUGUAUUCGCAUCAAGCACGUUGUUUGUUUCAAACCUCAACAGAAUGGCGUAUAGUGAUGAUUUCCUUACUUUUCACGAUCUAUCGGGUCCAGCUGUACCAGUCACUGGGCCUUUAGGAACUAUGUUCGAUAUGGUAAUUGCUUUACCGUGCAUAAAUGCAGAUGUAUUACACUCGUUCAGAACACGACAAAGACAACACGACUGGCCACCUUCAGAUAUCAUACAAGAUGAAUCCACGGCGGUAUGUCAACUGGUUCCCGUAGGAUAUAAAGGAAGCUGUGAUCAGUGGAAGGAAUGGAGAUUUUGUUUCAUACAGACGGAAUUGAAUCUGACGAGCAGUUUGAAUGAUACACAAAUUAAGCUGUACAUAGUUUUGAAAAUGAUAGCCAAAAAUAUUUUAAAAUGCGUAAGUAAUGAGAUAUCAUCUUACAUUAUGAAAAACAUUACUUAUUGGCUAUCUGAACGGCUCAGUGCCCGUAUUUUCCGAGAGGAAAAUCUCAUAGCAUUGAUCCUCUUAGCUUUAAGAUGUCUUCAAGUUUCAGUCAAAAAUAUGUGUCUUCCUUACUACAUGAUUCCUGGACGCAACCUCCUUGCGGAGAGACUGGAGCCGAAUACAAGGCUCAUCCUGUCUGAUGUCAUUUCUAAGCUUCUUGAUGAAGGUCCUCAACUUCUGAUGCGAUGUGAAAAGCUUCGUGAUGGGUUAGUUGUAAUGUACAGAUCGCCAGAGCUGGCAGUUAACUUUAAAAACACGAAAGAAUCAUUUGAACUUUUCAAUUACCUAAAUAGCUUACAAAAUUGCGAAAAUGUGUUUGAACUGGAGAAAGAAACAGAUAUGAGAACCUUUCUCAGAACCUUACUUUCUGACUUUAACAGAUGGUUGCUAGAAACGGGCAAUACUGACGUUUUUGCACAAAUCAUUAGUCUUUGCUCUUGAAGAGACAUUAGUACCAGCAGCAUUUUUUUAGUAGAAAGCACGCAAAUUAGCCAAUAUUAUAUCUAGGUAAGCUUUCAAUCUAGGUAAGUAAUUGGGGCGAUGGUAACAACAUUAUUAUUUCAGGAGAUAAUUAAAAUGGAUGUUUUGA
Messenger RNA from Mercenaria mercenaria, 1768 nucleotides. RefSeq lists its product as uncharacterized. The transcript is spliced from 2 exons. Bases 265 to 1620 code for a protein of 451 amino acids. The record is from RefSeq and is a predicted model, not a curated record. Lineage: Eukaryota; Metazoa; Mollusca; Bivalvia; Venerida; Veneridae.